AUUUUCUCUUAUAAAUAGAUAUGAAGAAGUAAGAAAUUUGACAAUGAAAACCACCAGAGUCGAAGAACCAUUGCAAGAAUAAUGACAACAUCAUUUAGGUGUCUUAUUUCUAUCAUCUUGGUUACUCUUAUAAUCAAAGGAUCCUAUGGGUGUUCCUUGAAUAACAUCACUAUUGGAACAACAAGAAGUGGGAGAGAAAUAAACGAUAUGCCUGAAUGGAACGUGGUUGUGACCAACAAUUGUAACUGUGUACAAAGCCAUUUAACUUUGUCUUGUGUUGGGUUCAAAACUUUAGAACCAGUUGACCCUUCAAUUCUUAAGGUGGGAGAUGGUGAUUGCCUACUUAUCAAUGGCAAUCCCUUGCCUGGUUUUGGAACCGUUAAAUUCUCUUAUGUUUGGUAUCCUCCUUUUAUUUUUUGGCCUAAAAGGUCUACCAUAGGAUCUUGUAACUAAUAGAGAUCGACAUUAUUAUUGAAUAAUACUGUUUGUUUCGUCCUUAAAUAUAAGACUUUUUCAUUAUAUUAUCAAGAUUUA
Messenger RNA from Medicago truncatula (barrel medic), 534 nucleotides. Its product is annotated as protein TAPETUM DETERMINANT 1. Bases 82 to 453 code for a protein of 123 amino acids. Gene Ontology annotation, biological process: cell fate determination. The record is from RefSeq and is a predicted model, not a curated record. The transcript has 2 exons. NCBI's taxonomy places the organism in Eukaryota, Viridiplantae, Streptophyta, Magnoliopsida, Fabales, Fabaceae.